GAGGCUAUAAAAGCCAGCGGUCAGAUGGCAACCAUUCGCAUUGCUCAACAGAGUUUCAGCCACACAGCACACACAACAGGAUAUACAGGACACAAUGUGGAGACUCGUGAGUGCAGUAUAAAAGCCUUAUCCGGAUAAUUUCCAUGUCUUUUCCAUCCUUAGAUAUUGAUUUGCGGUCUACAGAUGAUUUGUGCCUUGGAGCACAGUGACGAAGGAUGGUCAGGCGGGGAUGGAGGCAACUACGGUGGCAGCGGUGCUACUGCCACUGGCAGUGGCAGUGGGAGUAGCGGCGGAGGGGGAGAGGGAUACUACAAUCAUCAUACACCCACCACAUAUUCAGAGAUCUCCAAGCACGUGCCGGUGCAUGUGAUCGAGAAGAUUCCGCUGCCCAUACCUCAUCCGGUGGCGGUUCAAGUGCCGAAUGUGAUCCGGCUACAGAUACCCGAACCCUAUGCCGUUCAUGUGCCCGUUCAGCAGGAGAUCCAAGUGCCAGUGUACAAGAUAGUCCCAGAAAUAACCGAACGGAAGAUACCCUACACAGUGGAGAGACCCUAUCCCGUUGAGGUGGAGAAGCCCUAUCCCGUGGAAGUGAUCAAGCAGAUUAGGAUUCCGGUGCCGAAACCCUAUCCCGUACCGAUAACCAUCUACAAGCAUGUCCUGCAGAAGGAGCAUGGCUGGUAAUGAAAUAGGAGUUGAGUACAAGGGUUAAAUCUCAUGUUUAACGAGUACUACAA
Drosophila guanche is the source of this 734-nucleotide messenger RNA. Its product is annotated as titin. NCBI's taxonomy places the organism in Eukaryota, Metazoa, Arthropoda, Insecta, Diptera, Drosophilidae. Bases 184 to 681 code for a protein of 165 amino acids. The record is from RefSeq and is a predicted model, not a curated record. The transcript has a single exon.